Messenger RNA from Acomys russatus (golden spiny mouse), 939 nucleotides. RefSeq names its product melanoma-associated antigen B18-like. NCBI's taxonomy places the organism in Eukaryota, Metazoa, Chordata, Mammalia, Rodentia, Muridae. The record is from RefSeq and is a predicted model, not a curated record. The transcript is spliced from 2 exons. Gene Ontology annotation, biological process: negative regulation of transcription by RNA polymerase II. Gene Ontology annotation, cellular component: nucleus. Bases 1 to 939 code for a protein of 312 amino acids.
AUGCCUCGUGGUCAUAAAAGUAAGCUUCGGGCCCGUGAGAGACGCCACCAGGCACGAAGUGAAACCUGGUCUAUGCAGCAUGCUCAGGACAGUGCAGCAGAAGAGAGAGAAACUCUCUCUUCCUCCUCUCAUCGUUGUAGUGCUAAUGUUCAGAGCAAAGAUGAGGAGAGACGAAGUACUUCCUUGGCAUUGUCCUCAACUAGAUAUUCACCUUCAACUGAGAGAGAUGAUGUAGCAAUUUCAUUGGUACAUUUCAUGCUGCGAAAGUAUCACAGGAGGGAGCCAAUAACAAAGGAAGAUAUGCUAGAGCAUGUCUUCCCACAGAACAAGGAACAGUUCCCUGUGGCUCUUAAGAAAGCCUCUGAGCUCAUGGUGAUAGCCUUUGGUAUUGAUGUUAAAGAAGUUGACCCAAUCAGACACUGCUAUGCAUUUUUCAGAAUAUUAAGUCCUAACGGUAAUGAUGAAAUUAUGAAUGGUGAGGCAAUCAUGCCCAAGAAUGGUCUCUUGAUAACAAUCUUGUGUGUGAUCUUCAUGAACGGCAGCUGUGCUAAUGAGGAAUGUAUCUGGGACAUUCUUAGUGUGAUGGGGAUAUAUGCGGGGGUCAAUCACUUCAUGUAUGGAAAUGUCAAGAAGCUAAUUACUAAAGAUUUUGUGAAUGAGGGGUAUCUGGAGUACCGGCAGGUGCCCAUCAGAGGUUCUCCAUGUCGUCAAUUCCUAUGGGGGCCCAGGGCCCUCUAUGAAACCAGCAAAAUGAGAGUCCUUGAGUUUCUGGCCAAGGUUUAUAAUACUGUUCCCACUGCCUUCCCAUCCUUGUAUGAAGAGGCUCUUAGAGCUGAACAAGAAAGAACCCAAGGCAGAUUUGUAUCUAUGGUUCUUGUUGGCUUAAUGGGCAGUUCACCUUCCAGUGGUGAUUCCAGCAACUCCUUCAAUUUCUUCUAA